Clarias gariepinus (North African catfish) is the source of this 950-nucleotide messenger RNA. RefSeq names its product lymphocyte antigen 6 family member pge (gene ly6pge). NCBI's taxonomy places the organism in Eukaryota, Metazoa, Chordata, Actinopteri, Siluriformes, Clariidae. The coding region runs from base 14 to 391 and encodes 125 amino acids. The record is from RefSeq and is a predicted model, not a curated record. The transcript has 3 exons.
CACCAACAGCAACAUGAAUGCUGUCCAAGGCUGCUGUCUGCUGUUUGGCCUUUUCCUUUUCCUUUGCUGUGGUCACAGUGAGGCACUGCAGUGUUACACCUGCAUGGGGUCAACAGAUGAGGACUGCAAUCGCCAGGGAUCCAAAGCAUGCCCACGUUACUCAGAUGCAUGUGCUAUUAUCAGAGGAGAUGGCAACGGUGUGCUAAAAACAUGCUCCUACAAAUCCUUCUGCAGUCAAACUAACAGCCAAGGUGACAGAGUUGCAGGGGUUAAGGUUCACUGCUGCUACUCAGACAACUGUAACGUGAUGGGACACGGCAACCGGCUCUGUGGAGGCUUUAGCUAUCUCUUAAUCCUUCUGCUACUGUUUUGGCAUUUAUUGUCAGAAUAGAAUUGCUGGCACAAGUUACAUGUGCUUCAUAAACUCAUUAGCCUUUGAGUGUAAGCAUUUCUGAUCAUGCCUAUUUAACUGAAUAAUAUCACACGAAUGGACUCCAUAUGCAAUGUUCUAAAACAACCCAGUCAUUUCUUCCAAAAGCAAAAAGACUUUAUUCACUUACAGGCUCUUAGUGCUGCGCAUCUAAUGCAUCAUCUAAAUAGCUCAUAGCCUUAGAUACUUAAAUGAAUUAAGUUUGAUGAGUGUUAAGUAAUUUAUGUUGUGGUAAUAAAUGCAACUGCAGAAUAUUAACUUUUUAUUACAUAUAUAUUAUAUGUGUAAGUACACAUGCACACACAUCAAGCUGUCGACUGUAAAAGCAACCAACUGAUUCACUAUCUCGAAAGGUAAAUACUGUAGCUCCCAGCAUCAUCCAUAUGCAUAGGAAAAAACUUAUAUUAUUCUAUGCAUUUGUUUGUGUAAUGUCAAUAAAGGCAGCCAUUAUCUUUCUUUUUUCCCCAGUGGAAUGCUUCAGUACAUUCAACAUUAAGAAGGAGUGUUCAGUAUUUAAAAA